GAGAUACUCUCGAGUUAGAAAAGAAGAAAACCAUGAGAAGGAUCAUGAUGAUGAUGUGAGAAAAUCCAUUUGGAAGAAGAAGAAGAGAAAAGAGAGAAAAAUGAAAACCUUUACCUUUUUAUUACCUGUGACAAGUUAACCUCUUUUUCUCCAUCACCCUAAUCAUCAUCAUCGUAAUUAAUAUUAUUCAUUCUUUGGUGUUUUACUUUUUUCUCUCUGUUAAUUUGUUAUUUUCUUCAUCUUUACUAACGGUUACCAAGAACAACUAUUACACCAAUAUAACCAUAAACCACCAUCACCAGUGGAGGAGGAAAGUGAAUCCAUUGUAUCCAAAUAACAGUUACAUUCUCAACAAUAACAGUUCAUCAUCUGUGUGUGUUUUCUGGUUAAAACACAAAUUCCCUCUUUUUCAAUAUUCUAUUCUCUUUUUUUGUAUCCAAAUUCUAUUCUCCUGUUGGGUUUUCUUCGUUUUCUUUCCCUUUCCCUUUCCUUUAUUCCCUUUACCUUAUUUUUUUUCUAUUCUACUCUUACCUCAUCUUGUCUCUUUUUUUUCUUCUUCCUUCUAUUUUUCUUUCUCUCUCUCUCUCUGUGUGUGUUAACCCUUUUCUUCUUCUCUUCUGGUGUUUUCUCUUUCCCUGGAUUUUUCUUUACUUUCUUUCUGGUUUGUUCUUGUUUUCUAUUUUGUUUGUGAGAGAGAAAUUUUUAUUCUAUUGACCAAAUGACCAAAGCCUUGGAGUUUGACUGGUCAAGACCAGUUCCUGAAGCCCUGACCAGUGGAUGUUAUUUUGAUAUGUGGGAAGAGGAAAAGGGUGAAAUAGUUGUUGAAACUGGAGCCUUAUUUCGUGUCGAUGAGUAUGGAUUUUUUAUCUACUGGAAAUCAGAAGGUAAAGAGGGUCAAGCAUUAGAAUUGUGCCAAGUUAAUGAUAUCAGGGAAGGUGGGGUUCCAAAAAAUCCGUCUCUCCAUUCCGAGUUGACCUCUCGAGUCUCCUCACAAUACAAUUUGGACCAGGUUAGUUUAACCAUUUGCUCUGGAACCGAUAUGGUAAACAUCAAUUAUACUCAUGUUGUCACACCGGAUCCAGAAACAGCAUCAACCUGGAAAUCAGGAUUACGUUCAAUUACAAAUAACAAUAAAGCCAAUAAUGUUUGCCCUCGAACCUGUUUACAAAAACAUUGGAUGAAAUUAGGUUUUCUGGUUGAUGUUAACUCAAAGAUACCGGUACGAUCGGUAUCCAAAACCUUUGCCUCCGGUAAAACGGAAAAAUAUAUUUACCAAUGUAUGAAAGAGGUUGGAUUACCUCAUGAAAAGAAUGAUUUUAUCGAACCAAGUGAAUGGACCUUUGACCGUUUCUACAAAUUGUACCAUAAAAUAUGUCCAAGAAACGAUAUCGAAGAACUAUUCAAUUCAAUAACCCAAGGAAAAGCUGAACACAUUAGUUUCCGUCAAUUGGUUGAUUUUCUUAACGAUAAACAACGAGAUCCACGAUUAAAUGAAAUACUUUACCCUCUAUACGAUGAGAAACGUGCCCGUGAAAUUAUAUCAACCUACGAACCCGAUACAAACCUUUCGUCGGAGGGUAAAAUAUCCCAGGAUGGCCUUAUACGUUAUUUAAUGUCCGAUGAAAAUGCUCCCGUUUUCCUUGAUCGUUUAGAUUUUUACAUGGACAUGGAUCAACCACUUGCUCAUUAUUAUAUCAAUUCAUCUCAUAACACAUACCUGACCGGUCGACAAUUUGGUGGUAAAUCGUCCGUUGAAAUGUACCGACAGGUUCUAUUAGCGGGCUGCCGUUGUAUCGAACUCGAUUGUUGGGAUGGUAAAAGUGAAGAUCAAGAACCAAUAAUUACCCACGGAAAAGCGAUGUGCACAGAUAUCCUUUUUAAAGAUGUGAUAUAUGCCAUUCGUGACACUGCUUUCGUUACAUCUGAAUAUCCUAUUAUACUUUCCUUUGAGAACCACUGUUCAAAAAAGCAACAAUACAAAUUAGCCAAAUACUGUGAUGAAAUUCUGGGCGAUCUCCUUCUUAAAGAGCCUUUACCGUCUUAUCCUCUUGACAAUACUGUUCCUUUACCGACUCCCAAUGAUCUUAAGAGGAAAAUUUUAAUAAAAAAUAAGCGACUUAAACCAGAGAUGGAAAAAAUUGAACUUGAAUUAUGGAAAAAAGGUCAAUUACAAGCUGAUGAUGACGAUGAACAAGAAGAUCCAAAUGCAGUUCCAAGUGAAGUGGAUUUAGAUAAAAAAGAAGUGCCUCCGGAGCAAUUAGCUCUACAAAAUUAUCAAUACACUGGAGCAACAGUCCAUGUCCAUCCAUAUUUAUCGUCGUUAGUUAAUUACACGCAGCCCAUUAAAUUUCAAGGCUUCGAAACUGCCGAAGAAUCAAAUAUCCAUUAUCAUAUGUCCUCUUUCGCGGAAACCGCUGCACUGGGUUAUCUUAAAUCUCAGGCCAUUGAGUUUGUCAACUAUAAUAAGCGACAAUUAUCUCGAAUCUAUCCAAAGGGAACCCGUGCCGAUUCAUCCAAUUAUUUACCUCAAAUCUUUUGGAACGCAGGCUGUCAAAUGGUCGCCCUUAAUUUUCAAACUUCCGAUCUUCCCAUGCAAUUGAAUCAGGGUAAAUUUGAAUACAAUGGUGGCUGUGGCUACUUAUUGAAACCCGAUUUCAUGAGGCGUAAAGAUCGUACCUUUGAUCCUUUCGCUGAAUCUCCGGUAGAUGGUGUUAUUGCCGCUCAGUGUUCAGUUCGAGUUAUCUCGGGCCAAUUUUUAUCCGAUAAAAAGGUUGGAACUUAUGUAGAGGUUGAUAUGUAUGGUCUACCAACAGAUACCAUUCGAAAAGAGUUUCGAACUCGAAUGGUACCAAAUAAUGGUCUGAAUCCGGUCUACAAUGAGGAGCCUUUUGUUUUCCGUAAAGUGGUUCUACCCGAUCUUGCUGUGAUACGAAUAGGUGUUUAUGAUGAAAAUGGUAAAAUGUUAGGUCAACGGAUACUGCCCAUGGAUGGCCUGCAGGCGGGUUAUCGUCAUAUAUCACUUCGAACCGAAGGUAACUUUCCAAUGUCCUUGCCUAUGUUGUUUAUCUGUAUUGAGCUUAAAAUUUAUGUUCCCGAUGGACUUGGUGAUCUAAUGGAUGCUUUGUCCGAUCCUCGAGCCUUCCUUUCAGCCCAAGAGAAACGAAUGGCCCAAAUGAAGGCAAUGGGCAUCGAGGAGACGGACAUUCAAACAACCCAAGCAGUGACCGUUUCGGACAAGAAGAGAGAGGAAAAAGAGAAAGCUGAAGAAUUUCAAAUGAAACCAAUAUCAUUGGAAAAUCUGAGAAAUGAUAAGAUUUACCUGAAGAUGGUUAAGAAACAAGAUAAGAUGAUUGAAAGUUUACGCAAAAAGCAUCACAAGGAAAAACAGGGUAUCCAAAAGAUUCAAUGUUCCGCUGUGGAUAAAAUAGUUAAACAGAAUGGUAAAAAUAAUCAUGACCUAGCCAAUGACCCUGUAAUCAAAGACAUGGUCAUCGAUCAAACCAAACAAUGGUCCGAGAUGGUUGAGAGACAUCGUAAAGAAGAGUUAGAAUUGAUGAAAGAAAAUAGGAAACAAUUAGGUGAUUGCCUGGAGAAAUUGUUAGUUGCUGCUCAAACCAAUCAGAUGAAACAAUUGGAGGUUAAAUUUGAACGAGAAAACAAGGAGAUGAAAACACGUCAGGCCAAAGUUUCCGUUGAAACGGCAAAAGAGGUUGCUCAAGAUCGAACCCUUCGGAAUAAAGCAGAAAGAGAAAGACGCUUGAGGGAGAAAAAUUCCAACAAUACGAAAAAGUUUAUCGAAGAGCGUAAAAGUGCCGCCAUGAGACAGAAUAAGGAAAAAGAGAAGUUGAAAAAACUCCAUGAGAAACAGUUGAUUGAUCUUUCAAAAGAGAUGGAAAAUGAGCUCGAAAUGUACGAUAACGUGGAGACAGAAUCCAAGUUAGCAUCGAAAAUGGAAUGUUUCAUUUAAACAAUUCAGAAUCUCUCUCUCUCUCUCUCAUCAUCUCUUAUCUUCAUCAUCUUCAUGACUUAUCAUCUAUACCAUAAUCAUCACUGUUAUAAAAUUUGUUAUCACAUCUCACCUUUAAUUUUUUCUUCUUCUCCUGUUAAUCAUGAUGAUAAUUCACACAAUUUAUUAACACUUUAAAUUCACUUAUUGUUUUAGAGUUGAAACUUGAUGAAAGUUAAUUCACCAAAUCUUGAUUAGGAUUAAUUAUCACACUCUUAACUCAAGACUAAUCUUCCAACAGUUAAUUGUUAUAUCAAUAAUUUACUAUUAAUCUUGAAAUCAUCUGAUAAUCAUUAACAUUGUUGAGCAAUUAUGUACAAAUCUAAAUUAAUAUACUAUAACUUAUAAUGUUAUUGAUUGAGAAAAACAAAAAGUCAAACUGAAAAAGUAUUAAUCAAAUGAAUCCACUAAACAAAUUAACACUGAACAAUUAAUUUAUUAUUGUUAAUUACUCCAAUAUCUAAUAUAUACACACAUACACAAAGAUAUUAAUAUAUUUUGAAUGAGCUGAAAAAAUUUACUUAAACAAAAAUCAAAUGAAAUGAUUAACAAUUAUAAUAAUAAUCAAGAUGAUUUCAUGAUAAUAUUGUAAAUUGUUUAUAUACAAUUAACCUAAUCACCUACUCCAAGUGAUAUGCAAUUAAAAGCAAAGCUGAUUAAUUAGCAAACAUUUAACCAAUCACAAUUUAACUAAUAUGAGACAACAAGAUGAAAAAAUGAUAGAUAAUGUCAACAAUUAAUUGUCAAAUUGUUGUUGUUAUUGUUGAGCAUUGAAUUUAGCCUGAGGGUUAAAUUGAAACAAUCUCGAUGACAACAAUUUAUUUAACUGAUAUUCAUAUUGGUAACAAUUUAGAUGAACAAUUUGUUUACAUUAUUUAUCAUUUAAUUAAUCAGAAACCAGAGAAACAACAAAAAUCAAUCAACUCUUGGCAGUUUUUAUCAUCGUUACAAUUAACAAAUCAAACUGCCAAUUAAAAAUUCAAAUAAUAACAAUUAAAAAAAACCAAAGUGUACAAACUUUUAAUUGAUAAUGUUGAUUAUCAUUUGGAUUAUAACAAUUAACUAAACACUUACAACAACAAGAAACUUUGAUUAAUGAUAAUUAUGAUAUGUUAUUAAGUUUAUUUUCUUACAAUCACAAUUUAAAAUGCUGUUGAUUAAAUUAAAUCACUAAUUAAACAAUGAAAAAAAAAAUUAAGCCCUUUAACCAACACAAUUUGAUUGAUUGUUGGAAUUGAAAAAUAUUUGUGCAUUAAUUGUGAUUAACUUUGAUUGUUAUUAAAAACAAAACAAAACAUUGGUUAAACCUGUGAAAUAAUUAAUUUAAUUGUUACCCAAAGACAAUCAAACCACCAUUUUUAUUGUUACAAUUAAACUAAUCGUAUGCAUUGAUUAUGAUAACAAUUAGGUAACAGCCUAAGGCGAUAAAUUUUUCAAUGUUUACUGAAUAAUUUAUUGUUUUUUUUUGUUUUCUAUUCAAUCAUUUAAUUUAGUUUAAUUGCUCGAGGCAGUUUUAAUUGUCUCUUGAUUUGUUACCAUCACUGGAUAAACAAGAAAUUGAACAACAAACAACAAAAAAAAUCAACUAAAUUGUUACGAUUUAAUCCAACUAAUUGUUCAACAGAUUAAGUGAAAUUUAAUCUAAUUAAAUUGAUUCUUAAUUUGUUUCCAUUAAUUGUUGAUCAUUCAUCAAUCAGUAACAUCAAUUAUUAGUUUUAUUGAUUGUAAAUUUUAUUGAAAACAAAUGAUUAUUAAUCAUGAUUAACAUAUGAUUUGUUGAUUGUUUCCCUUAAAUUGAAAUUUAAUUGUAACUAAAUUAACUAAUCACAAAUGUACAACCUGUAAUUAUGAAUAUAUAUUAUACUGAGCACUUAGCACAAAGCAAAUGAUUAACUAACAAUUAACACAAUCAUAAAUUAAAUUUUUGUUACCUUCACACUUACACAAUUAACUGAAUACAAUUGGCAAGAAAGUAUUAUAACAAUUAAUAAAAAAACGUUUCAUUUAUAAAACUAA
Panonychus citri (citrus red mite) is the source of this 6022-nucleotide messenger RNA. RefSeq names its product 1-phosphatidylinositol 4,5-bisphosphate phosphodiesterase-like. The record is from RefSeq and is a predicted model, not a curated record. The transcript has 6 exons. Gene Ontology annotation, molecular function: phosphatidylinositol-4,5-bisphosphate phospholipase C activity; calcium ion binding. The coding region runs from base 719 to 3967 and encodes 1082 amino acids. Lineage: Eukaryota; Metazoa; Arthropoda; Arachnida; Trombidiformes; Tetranychidae. Gene Ontology annotation, biological process: phosphatidylinositol-mediated signaling; lipid metabolic process.